AUGGCCAAGGGUAAAGCAAAAGGCCAAAAAGGGAAAAAGAUCACUUUGAAAGCUGCCAAAAAUUCCAUCAGGAUCACUUUUGAUGGAAGGCGCCGUCUUGACUUAAGCAAGAUGGGUAUCACCACCUUCCCCAAGUGCAUUCUGAAACUGGCUGAUGUGGAUGAACUUGAUCUGAGCAGAAACAUGUUAAAAAAGAUCCCAGACAGCAUCCAGAAGUUUCAGAAACUGCGCUGGCUGGACCUGCACAGUAACCAGCUCGAGGAGCUGCCUGAGGCAAUAGGCAUGCUCCAGAACCUCGCAUACCUGAACGUAAGCAACAACAAGUUAACCACCAAAAAUCUGCCAGUGGACCUGAACCUCCUCAAGAACCUGCGCACUCUCAACCUUGGCUUGAACCGCCUUGACAACAUCCCCACCACCCUUGGGGCCUUGAAGGAACUUAAGGAGGUAAGUCUCUUUGACAACUUCUUGACCGCCAUUCCAACCAGUGUGACAAAGCUCCCCAAGCUCAAGAAACUAAACGUGAAGAGAAAUCCUUUUCCUGAUCCAACACAGCAAGAAGAGCAUGUUGACUCCAUAAAACGCACAGAAACUCUUUAUUUAGUGCAAGAGAAAGACCUGUGCUGUUCCUGUCUGAAGAUGUGUCAGGAUGAAAGGGACAAGCUGAACAAACUAACAAACACGAUACCUAGCUCCUCAAAGAAGCCAAAUUUCCCCUCCCUCCUUACGCCUAAUUCCACUGCAAAGGAUAACCAAGAACAAUGGAGAUAAGAUGCAAACAUCCCUGAUAUCUACCAAGGCACUCCACAGAGCUGUC
Dromaius novaehollandiae (emu) is the source of this 817-nucleotide messenger RNA. RefSeq names its product leucine rich repeat containing 18 (gene LRRC18). The transcript has a single exon. The coding region runs from base 1 to 771 and encodes 256 amino acids. Gene Ontology annotation, molecular function: protein binding. The record is from RefSeq and is a predicted model, not a curated record. NCBI's taxonomy places the organism in Eukaryota, Metazoa, Chordata, Aves, Casuariiformes, Dromaiidae.